Fusarium oxysporum Fo47 is the source of this 1140-nucleotide messenger RNA. Its product is annotated as FAD-dependent oxidoreductase. Bases 1 to 1140 code for a protein of 379 amino acids. The record is from RefSeq and is a predicted model, not a curated record. Gene Ontology annotation, molecular function: FAD binding. The transcript is spliced from 4 exons. Lineage: Eukaryota; Fungi; Ascomycota; Sordariomycetes; Hypocreales; Nectriaceae.
AUGAGUCUUCCAUCUCCCACCUGGCGUCCCGGCAAGCGCGUUGUUAUCGUGGGCGGUGGCCCCGGCGGUGUCUCGACUGCCCUUGCAUUUCUUAGACGGGGCUACGACGUUCGCAUCUUCGAAGAUGGUGUCCUGCUCUGCAUGCCAGUCUUGGCCAUUCUACGUUCCUAUGGUAUGGGCGUUGCUGAACUCGGGUCCUAUACCGUGACCUACUUUAAGAACAGCAAGGGCCAAGAGCGAACAAACCUCAUAUUAAACCCUGAGAUUGAAAAGCGUAUGGGGAUAAAAGGCUGCUUUCCUGACGGCAUCCUACAAGUAGGCAAAGAGUUUGAGUCCUAUACGGAGCGGGACGAUGAGGUCGAAGUCGAAUUUGCGAGCAGCACGACAAUCACAGCUGAUGUCGUUGUUGAGGCUGAUGGAGUUCGCUCUGGUGUUUCCAGGCAGCCCUUCGGGGAUCCUGGGAUUUUCCACGUAGGCAUUCGCCGCCAGGCAAGCUUCUUCCCCAUGCGUCAUGAAGGGAAGCCGGGUUUUGAGUGGUGGAUUGUUGAAUUGGUCUAUGAGUGGAAACCCUUCCUCAGGAAGGUAGAAGAAAUUAAGGUUUACAUCUCAGACAUUCUCAAGGACUGGGCAGAUCCUAUGCCUUUAUUCAUCGAGGCGACGGAUUUCAAGGACCAGAUUUUUCGCUGGGAGAUCUACAACAGACCUUCGAUGAAAAAAUGGUCCAAGGGACGAGUAGUCUGUGUUGGUGAUGCUGUCCACCCUGUCUCACUUUAUGCUGCCUGCGAUAUGGGCAUGGCGAUUGAGGAUGGCUAUCAUCUUGCCUGCUCACUUGAUGGGGUUGGCCUUCGUGACGCUCAUGCAGUCCGUGCAGGGUUUGAGCUGUACGAAAAAGAACGGGUUAACUACGUUAACCACAACGUGGAAUUUGCCCGCUUCCUUGGGAGGAUGUUUCAUGAGCUCCCGUACCCAUUAGCAUGGUUUGGCAGGUGCAAGUGCGAUGAUAUUGCCACGAGGCCUAGAAUAUGCAAAUGUGUUGCUAAUGUCGCACUAAGGGUUAGCAAAGGUUGGUUCGUAGAGCAGGCUGAAGCCGACACAUUAUCUUUUGCGGUUGUUUUGACUUACAGAUAUGAUGAAGGAUGA